This is a messenger RNA of Asparagus officinalis (garden asparagus), 636 nucleotides long. RefSeq names its product 60S acidic ribosomal protein P0-like. Gene Ontology annotation, cellular component: cytosolic large ribosomal subunit. The record is from RefSeq and is a predicted model, not a curated record. Gene Ontology annotation, molecular function: structural constituent of ribosome; large ribosomal subunit rRNA binding. Bases 1 to 636 code for a protein of 211 amino acids. The transcript is spliced from 2 exons. Lineage: Eukaryota; Viridiplantae; Streptophyta; Magnoliopsida; Asparagales; Asparagaceae. Gene Ontology annotation, biological process: ribosomal large subunit assembly; cytoplasmic translation.
AUGGCUAUCAAGGUGACGAAAGCCGAGAAGAAACUAAUUUACAACAAGAAGCUAUGCAGCCUCUUGGAUGAGUACAUACAUCUUAACAUUCCAACUAAAAUUAACAAGGAUAUUGUUGAAAUCAUUACUCCAGUUGAGCUGAUCAAGAAAGGAGGCAAAGUGGGUUCCUCUGAGGUUGCCCUCCUUGCCAAACUUGGGAUAAGGUCCUUCUCAUACGGGCUUGUGGUUCUCUCUAUCUAUGAUAAUGGAUCGGUCUUCAGCCCAGAGAUGCUUAACCUCACUGAGGAUGACCUUGUUGACAAGUUUGCAGCUGGUGUUUCUAUGGUUGCUUCGUUGUCCUUGGUUCCUUCUUAUCCAACUCUUGCAGCUACGCCUUGGGUGUUCAUCAAUACCUAUAAGGAUCAUUUUAGUCAAAUUUGGGUUGCGCCUUGGGUGUUCAUCAAUACCUACAAAAAUCUUUUUACACCUACAUACAAGUUGAAGGAGUAUCUCAAAGAUCCAAGCAAAUUUGAUGUUGUUGUCGCCCCUGUUGCAUUGGCUGAGAAUGCUGUUAUUCCUUCUACCAAAGAAGAGGAAAAAGUCGAUCCUACUAAUGGAUCUAACGAUGAUGACUUGGGCUUUAGCUUGUUUGACUAA